CUCUCCCUGCUGUUGCUGCAGGGUGGGCACUUUGAUUUGCUUUCAGUCCUCUUCAGCCGUCGCCGCCGCUCACAUAAACAUCUGCAGAGGAGCAAAGCAGUGAAUUAUCAUCUAACCUGCAGAGACGUACAGCCUGAGGUCUUCCUGGAGGGGGUUUCUGCACCAACAAUGGCUGAGCGUGAAGAUGUAGGUUCAAUCAAAGGGGAACCAGCCACACUUGCUACAGACAUGUACCCUAGAAAAAUACUGGAGUACAUGGAAGGCUUUCUAAUCUCCAAGACUGUGUUCACCUCCUGUGAACUGGGUGUGUUUGAUGUGCUGCUGGCUGCAAAGCGUCCGCUGUCAGCGGAGGAGAUCAGUCAGGCGGUGGGAGCCAGUUUGGAUGGGAUGCAACGGCUGCUGGCUGCCUGCACAGGCCUGCAGCUCCUCAAAACACACCAGGACCAAGGACAAGUUUUUUACAGCAACACAGAGCAAUCCAGAGUCUUCCUCACUCGUUCCAGUCCUUUGUCCCUCUACCAGUCCAUCCAGUACAGCUCCAGGACCAUCUACCUCUGCUGGCACUAUCUUACAGAUGCUGUUAGAGAGGGAAGAAAUCAGUAUGAAAAAGCUUUUGGAGUCAGUUCAAAGGACCUGUUUGAAGCUCUCUACAGGUCAGACGAGGAAAUGGUGAAAUUCAUGCACCUGAUGAAUUCCAUCUGGAACAUCUGUGGCAAAGACGUGGUCACGGCCUUCGAUCUUACACCUUUUAAGGUCAUCUGUGACCUUGGAGGCUGCAGUGGGGCAUUAGCCAAGCAGUGCACGUUGGCCUACCCAGAAUGCUCUGUGACGCUCUUUGACCUCCCCAAGGUAGUUCGCGUGUCGAGGGAACACUUUGUCUCAGAGGCUAACCAGAGGAUCAGCUUCCAGGAGGGGGACUUCUUCAAGGACUCUCUUCCUGUGGCAGAUCUUUAUUUUCUUGCCAGAAUCCUCCACGACUGGACAGACGAGCGCUGCAUAGAGCUUCUGUGCAGAAUCUAUAAAGCCUGCAAACCAGGUGGUGCUGUCCUGUUGGUGGAGUCGCUGCUAAAUGAAGAUGGGUCUGGCCCACUGACAGCACAGCUCUACUCCCUGAACAUGCUGGUGCAGACGGAGGGCAGAGAGAGGACGGGUGCUCAGUAUGCUGCCCUGCUGGCUGCCAGCGGCUUCACAAACAUCCAGCAACGCCUCACUGGAAAAAUCUAUGAUGCGGUUCUGGGUCACAAAGAAAAGAGCAAUAAAGAUAAAUAAUACCACCUUAUAAACAUU
This is a messenger RNA of Cyprinodon tularosa, 1287 nucleotides long. It is a transcript of the gene asmt, whose product is annotated as acetylserotonin O-methyltransferase. Lineage: Eukaryota; Metazoa; Chordata; Actinopteri; Cyprinodontiformes; Cyprinodontidae. The record is from RefSeq and is a predicted model, not a curated record. Gene Ontology annotation, molecular function: O-methyltransferase activity. The transcript has 8 exons. The coding region runs from base 169 to 1269 and encodes 366 amino acids.